Carassius gibelio (silver crucian carp) is the source of this 2419-nucleotide messenger RNA. Its product is annotated as forkhead box protein N2-like. The transcript has 5 exons. Gene Ontology annotation, biological process: regulation of DNA-templated transcription. NCBI's taxonomy places the organism in Eukaryota, Metazoa, Chordata, Actinopteri, Cypriniformes, Cyprinidae. The coding region runs from base 688 to 1698 and encodes 336 amino acids. Gene Ontology annotation, cellular component: nucleus. Gene Ontology annotation, molecular function: DNA-binding transcription factor activity; cis-regulatory region sequence-specific DNA binding. The record is from RefSeq and is a predicted model, not a curated record.
ACCCUAGACCACAAAACCAGUCAUUUUUAGCAAUAGCUAACAAUACAAUGUUUGGGUCAAAAUUAUAGAUUUUUUUUAAUGCCAAAAAUCAUUUGGAUAUUGAGUAAAGAUCAUGUUCCAUGAACAUAUUUUGUAAAAUUUCAUACUGUAAAUAAAUAAAUUCUUAAUUUUUGAUAAGUAUUAUGCUUUCCCAAGGACUUUACAACAACUUUAAAAGCGAUUUUCUAAAAAUGUUGAAAUAUUUUUUUCUUCUUCAGACCUUUGUAUCUCAGCCAAACCAUACAUCAAAGGAAAGCUUAUUUAUUCAGUUUUCAGAUGACGUAUAAAAAAAUGACUAAUAUUAUUGGAUUUGUUGUCUAUGGUCACACAGAAGUACAAACGGCGAAAAUUAAUGUAAAAAAUAAAGACAAAUUCGUUUCAAUUGAUGAGUGUCUCUUUAACGAGGGGGGUCGCGCGAGGCGCGCCGGCUGCAAAGCGUCCUUCUGGUUUCCAAGGAAACGCGGGAAAGGACAGAGCGCAGACAGGACAGGAUAGUGCGAGACAUAACAGCUUCUUUUGCAGAUUUUUAAACACCUUUGACAAAAACUUUAAACUUCUUAAAGAACAGAGUCGGAGACUGGAUGCUAGAAAUUCGUUCCUACUUGUUUAGGUGAAUGUGUGGACCUGUAUCUUGCAGCUGGGAGACCAAUGGAGAAAUACACACAAGCACUGCCACCCCAUUCUCCUUUAUAUUCCCCUCAAAAUAACUCAGAAGCUCGAUCUCCCUCUCUUCCACAGCCUGCGUCCUUCCCUUCCUCCCCAACCACCCAGUCCUCCUAUCUUCACUUUACAUCAACCCCUCUGGCAUCUGGAGGGUCACAUUGCCUCAGUCCCUCCACAGUAUCUGACCAGGAUGACCUGACCUGCCUCAACUGGCUGCAUCAAAGAGGAAACCUGUUGCCUUUGCAGCCACUGCCCAAAAUCAGCACACUGCCCCAGACGUUAGAUCCCAUUCCUGUCCAACAGCUGCCUCUCUCCCCUGCCAAACCCCCGUACUCUUUCAGCAGUCUCAUCUUCAUGGCGAUAGAAGAUUCGCCUGAGAAGAGGCUCCCUGUGAAAGGUAUUUAUGAGUGGAUUGUCGGCAACUUCCCCUAUUAUAGAGAGGCUCCCGGUGGAUGGAGGAACUCGGUCCGACACAACCUUUCCUUGAGCAAGAGCUUCCAACGAAUACAUAGAGACAAGAGUCAAUCUGUUGGAAAAGGUUCAUUAUGGCGUGUUUGUCCAGAAUAUCGGCCAGCUCUUCUGGAAGUUCUUAGAAAAACUCAUUACUGUCAUCGUACCAAUAUUAACUUGCUGAGCAAGCCUGUUUUGUUGGAGGCGGCUGAUAAUAGGCAGAACACCUUGGGUGAGACUAUGGAGAUUUCAGAUCUAGAUUCUCUGUCUUCAAACCCGCCGUGCUCUUUGACACCGGAUCAUGAGGAGCUGAUCCCCAUGGAGUCUGUGGAACUGACAGAGGUUGUCGGCGAGGAUUCAGAGAAAGAUCCACUUGCAGACAGUGGUUACAUUGAGUUACACUAUUACCAGUAUCAGCAGUAUCAGUACCUGGUUCUUCCAGGAGACAGUGAGUUGGAUCUGGAGUCGGUUGAGAUACUGCAGCUUGAUGCAGAGGCUCAGGAGGCUGCAGGGUCACUGCUUGACCUCGCGGGAGGCAACCACUGACAGCUUGCCUGUGUGCUGUGUACAAGCAAGGAGGGUUAAUGGGGAGAUGGGGCCACUGUGAGGACUCUAGCCUUGAUGUACUAUUGGCACUUUAUAACUGCCUGAACUUUUACUUACUGCCAUGAAAGGUGCAACAUAAGCAAUUAAAAAAAAAUCUAGUGAUUUAAAUAAAACAUUUGUAGGGACUGACAACAGCAUUGUGAGGGUAUCCUUGGUAUUAGUGUAUAAAAGGUUAUAAAGCAUAUGCAAAAUGCUUUUAUAAAGAACAAAAUAUUUAUUGUUUACUGUCAUGGUUGAAAAGUAAUAUUUCAUGCACUUCCCUGCCAUUUUAAAUCCCUUCCAUUAAGAUUAUUCUAAAGAUUUGCUGUUCUAAAUUCAAAUUAGAGGUUCUGUUGUGAUUUUUUUUUUUACAGUAUGAAAUUGUUCAAAAUUAUGAACAUGUUCAAGUAUUAUUGAGAUAAACUGCCAGCAGGGUAGAUGGAAAGAUUCAUAUCGAACCCUUAUUUCUUGAAUGUUGAUUAUUGUCAUGCUACAACGUUCUGUUGUGAUUAGUUUUCUGUGUAGUAUGAUGCAUGUCAUAUUUUGAUUUAUUCACAUGUUUAUAUUAGUAAGUUGACACUAGAUAACACUCUGAUCCCAUCCUCUUCAUGUGUAACUCAUGUAGCAAUAAAGUACUAAAAUGUUAUGUUGAAAUCUUUACCUGAAUAAAGCUCUUAGUAGA